AUGUUGUCUCUCGCUAGACAAUCAGUCUUUCGGACUGUACGUGCUACGCAGCGGCCGUCAACCUCGUUAUUCGCAUCCUCCACAUCCUCUUUUGCUGCACGACUUCUUUCGACACUCGCGAUCCUCGAACAAAAAGACGGCAAAUUGAACACGGGCUCCCUGGGCGCCGUGACGGCCGGCUUGAAGCUCGGCGGGCCCGUACACGGGAUUGUCGCGGGCAAGAAUGCAAAGUCGAUCGCUCAAGAGUCGGCGUCCAAAGUGAAGGGACUGGAAAAGGUGCUUGUGGCGGAGAACGAGGCCUACGAGCGUGGAUUGCCGGAGAACUGGGCGCCGUUGCUGGUGGAGAACAUCAAAAUGGGCGGGUAUACGCAUGUGAUUGCGGCGCAUUCGGCGUUUGGGAAGAGCUUGUUGCCUAGAGUCGCGGCGUUGUUGGAUGCGCAGCAGAUUUCGGAUGUUAUGAAGAUUGAGAGUGAAGACACCUUCGUUCGACCCAUCUACGCCGGAAACGCCAUCCUAACAGUCCAAAGCACCGACCCGAUCAAAUUUCUUACAGUGCGCCAAACUUCCUUCCCUGCCGCCGAGACGGAAGGCGGAUCCGCGGCAAUCGAAGACGCAGUCGACCCGAAAGCAGAGUCUCGCACCGAAUGGGUCUCUGAAAGUCUAGCCAAAUCCGACAGACCGGAACUGGCGUCAGCGGAAAAGGUUGUCUCAGGUGGCCGAGGCUUGAAGUCCAAGGAGGAGUUCGAUCGUCUUAUCCCGCCGUUGGCGGAUGCGUUGGGGGCUGCUAUCGGAGCGUCCAGAGCAGCUGUGGACAGUGGAUUCGCGGACAAUAGUUUGCAAGUGGGCCAGACGGGCAAGAAUGUCGCGCCCCAGCUUUACUUGGCCGUGGGUAUUUCGGGGGCUAUUCAGCAUUUGGCGGGUAUGAAGGACAGCAAGGUGAUUGCUUGCAUCAACAAGGAUCCCGAUGCGCCGAUUUUCCAGGUCGCUGAUGUUGGGUUGGUGGGCGAUUUGUUUGAGAAGGUUCCCGAGUUGACGGAGAAGUUGAAGGCCUAG
Messenger RNA from Exophiala dermatitidis NIH/UT8656, 1053 nucleotides. Its product is annotated as electron transfer flavoprotein alpha subunit. The record is from RefSeq and is a predicted model, not a curated record. Gene Ontology annotation, molecular function: electron transfer activity; flavin adenine dinucleotide binding. Gene Ontology annotation, cellular component: mitochondrion. The transcript is spliced from 2 exons. NCBI's taxonomy places the organism in Eukaryota, Fungi, Ascomycota, Eurotiomycetes, Chaetothyriales, Herpotrichiellaceae. Bases 1 to 1053 code for a protein of 350 amino acids.